AUGGCGAACCAAGAAGCGACCAGUAGAUUGGAAACGUUGUCAACAGAACUUCUACAGCAGAUAGUAGUGCUUCUUCCAUGUCAAUCCGCCUUGAGCUUCGUGCUAUGUAGUCGAAGAAUUCGACAUGCAUGCGACCAGCUCAGACUUUGGCGACAAAUCGUUCAAUCAACCUCUGGGGAUAUUUUGUUUACGGGACCAACCGGGCGAGUAAAAGUCGCUAUUGCCGACAUCAAAUCACAUCACAUCAAGUAUGAGACAGAGUUACUUCAGUGGCUACCGCAAGCGAUAGCGCUAUAUGACCGACUUUAUUCGUGCACUAGCCUUCUUAAUCUUCAUUUUUUGUCUGAUCUAUCAUAUCAUUCUACUGGGCAACCCGUCUUCGGCAACAAGCUUCUAACUGUUUGGGACCAACCCCAGCGAGAGUACCCCACGGAUAUAGCCUCUCCAUUCAACAUUGAUACGUGGUAUGAGGCACAAGCUGCGAGCUUCUGCUUCACCACCACAAUAUUGUACAAAAACUCAUACACAGAAAACGCCAUAGGAAGCCCAUGGUCGCAUGCUCAAUACCUCCUAGAAACGAGUCCUUGGACCGAAAUACAAGCAACAGACCCAAUACUACAACCUGCCGAGUACCUCAAACUGACCACCAUACUUCACACGCUAGCGAAUAAAGUCAUCGGAUUUCUCGGUGCACGUCUAUGGGCAUAUCUCAUCAGACAUAAACCUGCCUUGACGGGGGUGUCUGGUCCUCCUGAACCGAAGAAAAUACCAUUCUCAACCCUCAUGGAUCUCCCCGACUUCUUCGAACCUAACAGUGUUCAGAAAUUCAGUCUCUGUCAUGUGGCAAAGAUGGCUGCGCCUAGCUUUUUCGAGCACAGCCAGUGGACUGGGUUCGAAUGUGAAAUGAAACAAGAGUCUGAAGAGAGCAUUACCACCUACAAAUGGAAUGGUAUAGGAGCGGAUACAAAUAACCUCACCCAGCAACGCCACACAGAAGUGAAUUGUUACGCAAAAUUCCAGCUGUCUCACUGUGAGGACUCGCGCUUCUACGUCUUGCAAUCGAACUGCUUUGUCAGUGGGCAAGAAACACACAAUCUUACCCUACGAGUUGACAGUCGAACAGGCAUGAUCUGGGUCAUCGACCAUAGUGACAUCAACAAUGUCCAAAAACCAGGCAAAUUCGGAGUCAUAACGCCGUUUGGACUGAUCUUUGGAGGGUCGAGCCCGGGGUACUGGCUUUGGUUGUGGAAAAGUGAGUGGAGUGGCUGGCAUCCAGGAAGUGCUGCUCACGAGGCGGUGCUUAAUGUGAACUUUUUUCCUAAUUUCAAUCCUUUUAUUGCAAAUGCGGUGAGAAAUCUAGCUGGAUUAGGUGGUCCCGCGGUGCAACAGCAAGACCCAGAUACUUCUUGA
Messenger RNA from Glarea lozoyensis ATCC 20868, 1410 nucleotides. RefSeq lists its product as uncharacterized. The record is from RefSeq and is a predicted model, not a curated record. Gene Ontology annotation, molecular function: protein binding. The coding region runs from base 1 to 1410 and encodes 469 amino acids. Lineage: Eukaryota; Fungi; Ascomycota; Leotiomycetes; Helotiales; Helotiaceae. The transcript has 2 exons.